Messenger RNA from Pelodiscus sinensis (Chinese soft-shelled turtle), 1964 nucleotides. It is a transcript of the gene DCDC2B, whose product is annotated as doublecortin domain containing 2B. Lineage: Eukaryota; Metazoa; Chordata; Testudines; Trionychidae. Gene Ontology annotation, cellular component: microtubule organizing center; microtubule. Gene Ontology annotation, biological process: intracellular signal transduction. The record is from RefSeq and is a predicted model, not a curated record.
UGUCUCUGAUCAGUGGGGUGGCCGUGACACAGGAGGAAUGAGCUCUAGCACAAUAGCCCUGGCCCCUCCAGCCAAGAAUGUGGUGGUGUAUCGCAAUGGUGAUUCGUUCUUCCAUGGAAGAAAGUUUGUAGUGAACCAGCGCCAGUUCCUGACCUUCGAAGCAUUUCUGAACGAGGUGACCAGCACCAUUCAUGCUUCUGUGGCUGUGAGGAAUAUCUACACCCCCAGGCAGGGCCACCGGAUCACCGAGCUGGGGGAGUUGCAGAAUGGAUGCCCAUAUGUGGCAGCUGGCUUUGAGCGAUUCAAACGGCUCGACUACUUAAACCCUGGAAUGAAGCAGCUCGGUGGGAGCAGGAAAAAAAAUGGUGCACAGAUCCGCCCUGUUGUCCCUCAGAAACGCACGGUGGCAGCGCGAUGGCAGAAGCAGGUCCAGCUGCCCUGCAUUAUACAUGUUUUCCGGAAUGGGGAUUUGCUGAGCCCCCCUUUUCGACUGCUGCUCUCCAGGAGCACCCUGCUGGAAUGGGACACCAUCCUGGGCCUGCUGACGGAGAAAGCCAACCUGCGCGGCGGAGCUGUCCGAAAACUCUGCCGGCUGGAUGGAAUCCCAGUCUCCAGUGGUGAGGAGCUGGUGAACGGUGAAUACUAUGUGGCGGUAGGGCUGGAGAAGUACAAAAAUCUGCCCUACUUUGAACUGCUGGUGCCGAAGAAUUCUCUACAUCGGGCAUUACGGAACCAUCCGAAUAACAGACGCAGGAUCCACAAUCAGGGGUUUGGUAAACACUAUGCCAACUCCCAGGCUGCAGCUAGCGACUCUGCCCUCGUCGAGCCACCUCAGCAGCUGGACUAUCGCAGGGUACAGUCCACAGGAACUGCAGAGAAAGACAAGACCCCUGUUCCAUCUCCAGCAGCGCACAGACAAGCCAGGAAAUAUCCAUGCAAAGAGUCGUCUGUUUUCCAUGCUAAGCCUGUCCGUGCAGGGCAAAACAGGAAAAAUAGCAGGAACGUGCAACACUGGCCUGACCAAGAAGAUGGAAGUGUCUAUAAAGUGAAAGAGCAGAGGAGGGAGAUGCGAGGUGCCCAGGAAGUAGGGGAGGAUGAAUAUACAAAGAUGGAGGUGCCUGUUGAUCAGAGAGCUGCAGAGACUGUGGAAGAGGAAGUCAUUCCAAAAACCAAAAUGACUGCUCCUGGCGAGGUGCUGUUAAACAGUCCAGUAUAUUUGUGAAGUGUAUGGGUUAGAGAGAGACAGCAAAAGUUGGGAGCACUGACAGAUCACGGAAGGCCCAGACAAUGAGAAAUUACACCAGUGACUCAGAGGAGGAAGAGAACUGAAAAAGCCAUUUCAAUUUUGAAGACAGAAGAGUUUAUGAAGUGACUGAUGAAAUGGAGACCAAGUUAGCUUUACUCUGUGCAGUGGUGGAUAACAAAAGCAAUUGGAUUUCAGAUUCAUGUAACACCAUAAACUUUGAUCAACUCUAAAGAUAUUUUUAAAAAUGUGUGUGAAACAACAAUGCCUUCAUUAUCUGAGUUUUGGAAAACAGGUUUCAGGUGAACAAUGAGUCAGAUACAUAAUAUAUUGUUAAGAAUAUAAAUUUAAUGUAAACGCUUUUCUUCCUUGCUUUGGGAGGAGGAUAGAAAAUACUUAGACUCACAUUUUUUCAUUUCAACAGUCAAAGGAGACGGUUUGUAUCUGAACAGGAGGGAUUUAAUGUAUUUAAUGUUUUACUGUACAGAAUAAUUCUAACAUUUCUAAAAUGUUUGUCAGGAAACAUGCUCCAGGUUACAAAUGCCCUUUUCAAAAAUGUUUCACAGCUGUUCUUUGCUCAGUGCUUCUUCAUGAGAGCAGCACAAUUUUUUUCAGCAAAUAAUACAUUUACCUCCAAAUCCAUUUGCAGGGAGGUGAGGAAAAGGGCCAUUAAAUUAUUGCCAAAUUUGCCAAAUAGUUGCAGCUAAUUUUUUUUUUUUUU